CCAACCACCGCCGCCGCCGGCGAUGUCUCCUUCCGCCGACGCCGCAGCGCCCGCCUCCACAUCCGGCCCGCCGCUCGCGCCCCUCAUCUCCGCGCAGCUCAAGUUCCUUCUCUCCAACCCCACUCUCCCCGUCAAGCUAGGGCAGAUCUGGUCCGGCUGCCGGAACGGCCGCUACGCCGAUCGCUUCACCCUCGCCAUCCCCUUCUGCCUCGACUACGUCUACUGGGAUUUCCUCUAUAAUGCGCUGUACCCGAAGGUGGCGCCCGACGUGGUGUUCGGGCCGGGUGACGAAGACUUCCAGCCGCUGGUCGAUUAUGAUGACGCCGGGAAUGGGGACAAGAGCUGCUUGGCACGAUGGGAUAUCCGCGACCCACGGGGACUACUCAACCUCGUGGAAGAGCUCCGGUUAUUAUACAUUGAAUACCAAAAGAAGCGGGUUGCUGAGGUAGAUGAUACAAGACUGAAGUUUGAGGUAGACACAGUUCUUGCUAAGGAGGGGAUUGAGGUCUGCAUGGUACCAUUGACUGAUAGGCCAGAUGAGGUGAAGUUUGCUGUACCACUUCUGGAUUUAGACUUAAAACAGUUGGUGCCUGGAUGUCCAUGGAAAUUUCCUCAAAAGAUCCAUCUACAGGCCAUAUUUCCGGUUAGCGGAAGUUACUCCUCUGUUUCUUCUGCACCACGGCUGAAACUAUUCUCAACCCCUGAAAUGAAAUCAUUUUUCUCAGUGGAUGCUGUCAAGCUACCUGCAUGGGUUGAUGGGAUGUGCAUGGCUGAAUAUAUUCUUGCCUUAGAAGAUGAUCUUAAGAACCAGGUUGUUGAGGCAUCAGCUUCAAUUGGUUCCAGAAGACGUUUUAUUGAGGCCCUAGCUCCUGCUUUUGGGAGACCAUUAGAGGCUGAUCCGAUUCUUUGUAGGAAUGCUACAGUUCUUUCCAUUUCAGGGAUUUUCACAUUUCUGGUUCAUUUUAUUAUCCCCCUUCAGUUCCCUAGGCAACAACCUAUCCUUACUUUGCAGAGCUCUCAGCAUUGUAAUUCCCAAGGGAUACCUAUUUCCUCAUCUCAAAUAAAUGACUAUCCCUGGAGUCCUAGAUGGGAUCCAACGGAAAUGGUGGAACGCAUCUACGACUUCCUGGCUGAUGAGUGCCAGAAUUUCAAGAAGUUCUGCAGUGAUGGUGUCCCUCCAACGAGACGCUCAUCCACUGAUCGAGUUGCUGUCAUCUCUGUUUAGGGAGCAUCUCCACUCUUUUGGUUUGCACACUCUGUUUACCUGUAUGUCCUCAACUAUUUAUGUGACAAACUGAGGAGCAAGGAAGCAGCCUGAUCAGGCAGUACAAUCCAUAGGGUAGUAGUGCUUCUGUUGGGCAAGUAAAUUGUGUACAAUAGAGCGAAGCAAAGGAGCAUUGUUGGUUGUUGGCUCCCCUGUUGGCCAUGAUGUUUUUGGGGGAUAAAUGGCAAUCCCAGUUAUCCCUGUCAUGUAGUUGUACAUAUGGUAACGGUCGUCGAAAUAACUCCAGUGUAAAUUUUGUUGCAAGAUGACAAUAAGUAGGAACUGUUUUGUUCGUUGGCAUCUAUGACAAUUUGGGUGCAAUCUCGUCCAAAGAUCUGAUCUUGCUUGUUGUCCACCUUGCCUGGUUUCUCAA
Molecule: messenger RNA, 1637 nt
Organism: Lolium rigidum
Lineage: Eukaryota; Viridiplantae; Streptophyta; Magnoliopsida; Poales; Poaceae
Product: BRISC and BRCA1-A complex member 2
Exons: 14
Coding region: 23-1225 (400 amino acids)
Biological process (GO): double-strand break repair
Cellular component (GO): BRCA1-A complex; BRISC complex
Source: RefSeq, a predicted model, not a curated record